Danaus plexippus (monarch butterfly) is the source of this 2953-nucleotide messenger RNA. RefSeq lists its product as uncharacterized. NCBI's taxonomy places the organism in Eukaryota, Metazoa, Arthropoda, Insecta, Lepidoptera, Nymphalidae. The record is from RefSeq and is a predicted model, not a curated record. The transcript is spliced from 13 exons. The coding region runs from base 309 to 2693 and encodes 794 amino acids.
GAAUAAGAUAGACUUUAUAACGGCGCGGUUUGUAGGGACGUGUUUUAUUUGAUAAAAAAUUGUGUUAAGUGACUAACAUAGACGAUAUUUUUUAUUUAAACAAACGAAUGACAUAAAGAAGCCAUUAACCUUAAAGACGUGUCCUGAAGCGGUCUAGAACGAAAUAAUAUCACAUAUUGAUUAGAUAAGGAAUUCAGAACGGAUUAAAGAUCGAUUGUAUUAAUUACAAAGUUAUAAGGGUUGAUAUCAUUUACAAACAGCAAUCGUCGGUAUAAGCGUGAGCGCAGUUCGAGCACAGAGCCGUCAACAUGAGGUCGCUUAGCGCUGUCGUGGCCGCCAUCUUGUUAACAGGUUCCGUAUAUUGCACAGGAACGCCAUCUAUUGUAACGCAACCAGAAGGAGGCAGCUUUAUAGCGGGUGUACUAAAUUUUGAUCAUGAAGCCGAAAAGUGCUUCUUGAAAACACCCACAGAUGAAUUAGUAGAACUGAAACCAGUAGAUGGAUCUAGCGACAAAUACGAGUUGCUGCCUGAAGAUGACGUCAUUAGAUGCAGGGUGCUGAUAAAACAAUUGACACAGAAUGACAACGGAAUAUGGACCCUUCAUAUGUCAUCGAAAUCUGGAAACGAGGAUACACAAUCCUACAACGUCUCCGUACACCCGCUAGUCACAACAGAGCCUCCGACUACCACGGAAGUAGACCAAGUCGAAAUCGAAAACCUGACAGCACGAAACAUUACCACGACGCUCGGGACGAACCACAUCAUCACGAUACCCGAGUUCUCGUUCGUGACGAGCGAGAGGUGUGUUUUAGUGAGACCAUCUGGUGAGAGAAUUAAUUUAGAGGAACUCAAUGAUUCGGAUAUAAUUGAGGUAAUCAGUGACUCGAACGCGGCGUGUGCUAUCAGGAUUUCCGUGAACAACGAGGAUGCUAUCGGAGAUUGGUUGUUAAUUUCCGAAGGUUCCAGGUUUUCCACACAAAUAGAAAGAAGGUUGCCAUUUGCAGUACAUGUUGAAGAAAGCGUUGAUGCUUCUAUAGAUGAAGUGACUUUAGCUGAAGGGAACGAUUUCUACAUUCGAUUGAAGAAUUCUAUUCCUAAUUCUGGUACUUGCAGACUUGUUGGACCCAAUGGCCCUCGGAAUUUUGAGAUAGACCAGCGUUUUCUGGAUGUAUGUGGUUUUUUGGUUAGAGAAGUUACAGCCGCCGAUUCUGGCACGUGGGAGAUUCAGUACGGGAAUAAAAUAUCUUUCCGUGCUCGAGUUAUUCUACACGUCAAAGAUGACUCUGCCAGCAAAUUGGACCCGCUGACGUGGUCUAGAGGCAAUGCAUUGAACACCACUCUCGGUCCUGAAUCAGCGGUUUACUGCAAAUUAGAAAGUCCUAGUGGAAGAGUAGCGUACGAUGGUUUUGGAAGAUGCAGAGCUGUUAUAGACAGAGUUACUAUGGAACAUGACGGGCUGUGGAAAAUGACUGUCGGCGCGCCCGGCGGGGUGUUCACACAGAACUAUGAGCUUACCGUCAGAGUUGUAGAAAGAUCGCACGACACGCCCGCCAUCACUAGCGUGUCCUACGACAAGCCGGUUGUCUUCAUGACGUGUAAGGCCACGAGUCGGGUGCCAUUCAAGUCUUGUAAGUUCCGCAACCCGAUGGGAGAGAUCCUCCUGGCUUCGGAAGGCGUCGGUCAAGGGAGAUACAGCUUCCACGGAAGCGGAUCCAGCUUUAACGACGGUCUCUACACACACGAGUGCGGCUUCCAAAUAACGGAGCCCAUAGUUCGUGAGCUCGGGUUCUGGAGGUGUGUCCUGGAGACAGAAGACGGUAAUCACUACGGCUUCCUGAAGAUGCUCUCUCCCUGGAACAUGAGGGACCCUGAGGUCGUUGCGGGUAUCGUGAGAACGCCGUCUGUCACUCCGUCAGGGGACGUGUCCGCCGUGUCUGGUGAAAGCGCGGGCUUCCACUGUUCGUCUCCCGCCGCCCUCCGCUACUGUUACUUCAGAGCGAGUAAUGGAACCAUCUACAACGCAGAUCAGACUUCAUCGAGCUACGAGGGCGGCGGCUUCCCGUCCGGAGAGUGCGGUAUAAGGUUCGCCGCGCUGUCCGCGAGCGACUCCGGCGCGUGGAGCUGCCACGUUGGCAUCGAGGAGGGCGGAUCCCUGGUGGAGCUGUCGGCUGCCUUCAAUGUUGCCAUCCACGAGCCGAUGCUGGUGAGCCAGUCCAUGCAGGGCGGCGCGAUGCUGCUGACGGCUCAAGUCCACGGCUACCGACCACUUGAAUACUGCAGAUUCGUCCGCAUCGAUGGCCUCGGGUUCACGGACGUGUCGCUGCCACGUUACACCGUCACGUCGGACCUGUCCAGCGGCAGGUGCGGUCUCACUGUAGCUGAUGCCAGCAUCAUAGACCGUCACCCCUGGACGGUCGCCGCGAGGCUCCUCGGCGCCGAAGAACUGGUCGGCACCAGUGCAUCCACCUUGCAACUCCCCAGACCCACCCGGAGACGAAACAUGAAUUUCCCGCUAUUAAUAAUAAUGUCGGUCGGCAUUAUGCUGAUCAUCCUCGGCGCUGUCGUCGGCCCCAAGAGGAACCGGCAGUGGGCGGCCCAAAGAACCAGCGCUUUCAGGAACAGUUUGAGGAACAGCUUCAGGAAGAAACCUCUGCAAGCGGACAGCAGCGUGAACACGGCUUGUGCAGCGUAACCAGGACCGCGCUGCUAUUAUUACACCAGCAUAAUUCUGUCCCAACCAUAAUAAAGCGACCACACUCGAGUGGCCGCGGGCGCGCGGAGCGUACUUAACAUGUGAUAAGUUCGUAUAGAUUUCAAAUCAAAGACUUAUUUACUUUAUAUUUAUAUAUAUUUUAUGGCCGACGACUUGUUAUUCCUGUUAUAUAUAGAUAAUAAUAAUUUUGUUAUAACUUAUUGUUUGAUACAUUUAUAUGGAUAAAAGAAUUAAAUGUG